GCGCGGCUGCCGGCGCCUUUUUUUGUGCGGAAGCUGAAGAAUGCGGCGAUCGGCACCGGCUGCGACAUCCGGCUGCGGGUGGUGGUCGUGGGCAACCCCCAGCCCAGCCUCCGCUGGUACCGAAACGAGGAGGUUCUGGCCCCGCAAGAGGAGGAAUAUGGCACCCUCUGGAUCCGGGACAGCAAGAAGGAGGAUGCUGGUGUGUACACGUGCGUGGCCGAGAAUGAGCGGGGAGAGGCCAUGAGCAGCGCCGUGCUGGCCAUCAUCGACAUGGAAGACUCGGAGACAGGCGAGGAUGAGCCCAGUGAUCCCCAGGUGACGCAGCGCAGUGAGCUCCAGGAUGAGACGGCUUUCAGCACCCCCACAGGUGGGUCUGACACCCUUGUGGAUGCCUCCAUGAACACAACGCCGACCUCGGUGCUGGCCUUGUCACAGGCAGAGGAGCGCUCCAGCUGGUCGGGCAGCCAGCAGACCGUGGUGGAGAAGGAGAUGGAUGCCAGCCUCUCCGCACGGGGACCCUACCUCCGUCCCGCUGCGUGGCAGCAGCCCCAGGGAACCCCAAGGCAAGCAAACACGCCGGCCCCGCUCGGCGCCGAGGUCCGGCACCUGGGCGUGGAGCCACUGGUGCGGGCAUCAAGGGCUAAUCUGGUGGGCACGAGCUGGGGGUCGGAGGAUAGCCUUUCGGUGGCCAGUGACCCGUACGGCAGCGCCUUCAGCCUGUACCGAGGACGGGCGCUCUCGCUCCACGUGUAA
Molecule: messenger RNA, 753 nt
Organism: Chaetura pelagica (chimney swift)
Lineage: Eukaryota; Metazoa; Chordata; Aves; Apodiformes; Apodidae
Product: striated muscle-specific serine/threonine-protein kinase-like
Exons: 3
Biological process (GO): muscle cell differentiation
Molecular function (GO): protein kinase activity
Source: RefSeq, a predicted model, not a curated record